AUGAUGACCAAACAGUUUGGCAAGUGUGGUGAGGUCAGCGAGCUGGUGAGCAGCCUGGGCUGGAUGGACGAGGACCUGAGCUCCCAGGACGGGGAUCGCACCCCUGACAUGAGCCGCUACCGCCUGGGGGGCGGAGGCAGCCGCGGGGGCCCCAUGGAGCUGGGCAGUGAGGAGAUGGAGGAGGAGGACGAGGAGGAGGAGGAGGGAGGAGAUGACGAAGACCUGCUGGGGCCCGACGGAGAGAAGGCCCCUAAGCGCCGCGGCCCCAAGAAGAAGAAGAUGACCAAGGCCCGGAUAGAGCGUUUCCGUGCGCGGCGAGUCAAAGCCAACGCACGCGAGCGCUCUCGCAUGCACGGGCUGAACGACGCGCUGGAUAACCUGCGUCGCGUCAUGCCCUGCUACUCCAAGACCCAGAAGCUGAGCAAGAUCGAGACCCUGCGGCUGGCCCGCAACUACAUCUGGGCUCUGGGCGAGGUGCUGGAGAGCGGCGGGCUGCCCGACAGCCCCGGCUUCGUAGAGAUGCUCUGCAAGGGCCUCUCGCAGCCCACCAGCAACCUGGUGGCCGGCUGCCUGCAGCUGGGGCCCUCGCCCGUCAUCCUGGCCAAGAUGGACGACAAGUGCGUGGGCAUGGGCGGCGGCAUGCCCGGAGCUGGCAUGGGGGUGGUGGGUAUCGGCGGGCCCGGCGGGCACCAUCCUCUGAGCAGUUACCCGUCGCCCGGGUUACCCAGCCCCCCCUAUGGCUCCCUGGAGGCCGCGCACCUGCUGCACCUGAAGGGCUUCAAAGGCCCCGCCUACGAGACGACCUCGCCCAAUGACAGCACGCCGCCGUACGACGGGCCCCUGACGCCGCCGCUCAGCAUCAGCGGGAACUUUGCCCUGAAACAGGAGCCGUCUCCGCACGAGGCCGAGCGGAACUACCCCCCUACCUCCGCCACCGCCACUGGGGGCCACUUCCUCUCCGCGUCACACCACUACCCCCCCGCCUCCAUGGCUGCCGCUGCCGCCACGCACGCACUCUUCCCUGGCUCUCGCUACGAGAUGCCCCUGGACAUGGCCUUCGAGUCCUUUGCACCGCCCCCGCACAUGGUGACGUCACAGAUGGGCGCCAUCUACAGCGAGUGA
Molecule: messenger RNA, 1122 nt
Organism: Engraulis encrasicolus (European anchovy)
Lineage: Eukaryota; Metazoa; Chordata; Actinopteri; Clupeiformes; Engraulidae
Gene: neurod4
Product: neuronal differentiation 4
Exons: 1
Coding region: 1-1122 (373 amino acids)
Biological process (GO): axon development; camera-type eye development; positive regulation of transcription by RNA polymerase II
Cellular component (GO): nucleus
Molecular function (GO): protein dimerization activity; E-box binding; DNA-binding transcription factor activity, RNA polymerase II-specific
Source: RefSeq, a predicted model, not a curated record